Lactuca sativa (garden lettuce) is the source of this 725-nucleotide messenger RNA. RefSeq lists its product as uncharacterized. Gene Ontology annotation, molecular function: fatty acyl-CoA hydrolase activity. The record is from RefSeq and is a predicted model, not a curated record. Lineage: Eukaryota; Viridiplantae; Streptophyta; Magnoliopsida; Asterales; Asteraceae.
UCUGACUUCUCUCUUAAAUUAUUUGUUGUAUGUUUUUGAUGCAGAAGGUGAAAUCGAGUCCUCCAUGGAGAUGGAGAAGAGGCCGAGAGAAUAUCUACGAGUAACCCAGCAAGAUUCCGACCGAAUCGGCCGACUUAACAUCCCUCGACCUCAAGCCUUCUACUGUUUCUACACAGAGUUCAACCUCAGAGGCAUACGGGUCGACCGAUUCCAACCCGGUUCCGUGACUUGCUCUUUCACAGUUCCCCCUCGCCUUAUUGAUCGGAAUGGAAAUCUGGCAGUGGGUGCAAUUUCUGGUUUAGUAGAUGUGAUUGGUGCGACUUUGGUGUAUAACAAGGAUGAAUCUCUUAAUGUUUCUUCGGAUAUGUCGAUUUCUUACCUUUCUAUGGCCAAGUUGAAUGAUGAGUUGGAGAUUAGCGGAAAGCUUCUGGGUAGAAAAGGGGGAUACCGAGGAACUCAUGUCAUUUUGAAAAAGAAAGCAACCGGAGAGAUGAUUGCCGAAGGACGGCAUUCAUUGUUUUGUAAACCAACUAGCAAAAUCUAAAAUAAGAUUGCUCUCCUGAUUAUAUAAGAAGGUCCGAGAGGUCUUCUGUUCAGUUAUAUUCAAAUCUCGGCAUCACCUUCUUUGGUCUUUGAUACUGUGACAGGCGGUUCGCUUCAAGAACUUGUUUUGGUGUUUGAUGUUUGUCUUUUUUGAAUGAAGAUGAAUCCUUGAGUGGUUGGAA